CACUGGCCCCCAGGACCGAGUUUGGGCACCCCUGGUCUAAUGUUUGGAUAAGAAUUCUCAUGCAGAUUUUACCAGGCUGUCGAAUAAAUAAAGUGGGUUAAAACUGAAGGAGGUGCACAUCGUCAAAGGGGAGGGUAAGUCGAGUUGCGGUUCCUCCACAGCGAGAGAGAGAGCGAGCGUGAAGCAAAUUCCCACGGAAGAGUUUCCCAAACUUCUUUCAGUCUCCGGCAAUAAUAUGGACAGACUUGAAUGGAAACAUGCAUAUCCGGCUCCACUUCAUUUAUGGCACAGAAGAUGACACGGUUGUUUCUGAAAUGACAGCUCGUUAGUUCUUUCCAUAAGUGAAAUCAACAUGGGAAAACUGCAAUCGAAACCUGCCUGUAAACGGAGAGAGAAUCCAGAGGGAGAUGUUUUCAAGGAGGCUGACUGUACUGGUGAAGUGAACAGAAACAAGCAGAAUAUGUUGAGCCUGAUGCAAACGAUCUGUGAGGUGGUUGAGGCAUCAGUCAAACAGCUGGUGCUUAGCAAUGCCACAACCCUGCAUGUGAAGCUGAGUGUCACUCCAUUAACUGGCAGAAAAGGCAACAGAAAAGAUCGGGAUGCUGGAAUGUCUCAAAAUGAGCGGGAUCAAAUGGAGGAUGCAGUACAGUGUGCAGAGAUCCUUCAUUCUCAGAUCAGACAACUGAACUUGGAUCACUUGGGUGUUUCGGAGAGGAAGCACUACUCUGUAGAUGAAAACACAGAACCUCCAGAAACAUGUGCUGAGGAGCAGCCUCAGGACGGCUCUUCCUAUAACCAUCAUCGUCGCUCUCAACCUGAGACCUGCAGCCCUGCGGAGUCAUCUGGAAAAUCCAUUCCUUUCCUCAGGUCACUCCGCAACCGCAGCAAGUCUGUCGGUUAUAGUGGAGCCUCAACCAAACCCAGCAAGCUCCAUAGGCAUCACUCUAUGACCUGGUGCCAUCCAUCUCAACAGCAGCAGCAGCAACCUCUGCUGUACAGCUCCAGCAAACGCACCCGAGCACGAGCCCGUGAGACUGCAUCACCUUCCAGAAGUAACCAUGACAGAGAAUUACAGCCUGGGCCAGCUGUUCCUCCUGGGGGUUUUAUGCCUGUUCCUCAAAGACAUGAACACCAUCAUCAUCAUGAGCAUCACCAUCACCACCAUCACCAUUACCACCCUACAUAAGAGUUCUGAAAACUCCUGAAUGACUGACCGAGUAGCAAACUCUCAUAAGCAGUGUUAUUUAUUUUUUUGUAAAAACAAACAUGCAGGUGGUUCAUCUGCCAAACACACAAAGCUGGAUUAUUUCAGCAAUAAAAGGGGCUGAACCACUUUUUUUCAAUGAUAUGAGAC
Molecule: messenger RNA, 1354 nt
Organism: Sinocyclocheilus grahami
Lineage: Eukaryota; Metazoa; Chordata; Actinopteri; Cypriniformes; Cyprinidae
Product: protein naked cuticle homolog 2-like
Exons: 7
Coding region: 353-1186 (277 amino acids)
Biological process (GO): negative regulation of Wnt signaling pathway
Cellular component (GO): cytoplasm
Source: RefSeq, a predicted model, not a curated record